Molecule: messenger RNA, 1539 nt
Organism: Fusarium vanettenii 77-13-4
Lineage: Eukaryota; Fungi; Ascomycota; Sordariomycetes; Hypocreales; Nectriaceae
Exons: 3
Coding region: 1-1539 (512 amino acids)
Biological process (GO): proteolysis
Molecular function (GO): serine-type endopeptidase activity
Source: RefSeq, a predicted model, not a curated record
AUGAUAUACAACGAGGAUGAGAAUCCCAUCGACACAGCCAUGAAGCUGAUACCACCCCUCAUCGAGAGCAUUGCCACCAGCAACAAGCUUAAAAGCCUGGCCUUGUUCAAUUCCAGGGCUGACCUCGACUUUCAGUUAAGGCUGGCCUUGCUUGAGCUGGGAAACUCCCGAUCCCUACCCCAGAAUAAUGAGCCGUUGUCAAAGUUCGCAUUUUAUCUUCUCAAAGUUCUUUGGGACUUUGACGGAAAAGACAACGAUGGUCGCUUGAAGAAGGAGGUUCCCCAUCGAAGAUCUCGAUCUGCACUCCAGCAAGACUUUUGCAAUGAAGCAAGGUCACCAAAACAAUCCCCCAUACGACUUCCGGAGACAGCAGAGGAACUAAGGGUCCUGGCGCAACAGAUAUCGAGUUUACGAAAACCCAUUUCCUCGCGACCUGACGUCCCGUUGGACCCGGAGGUCAGCCACGAUCGUACCAACACUCACCAUCGAACCACGAUUCGAGAGGGACACGACGUCAACAAAGUCUAUGAGAGGGAGAAAGAAAGCGAGUUCCACAGUUUCGAGACACCCAAGGCUGAGCUUUUGAGCAAUGACCGCGGUCCGAACUAUUCGAAUGUGAAAGUCAACAUUGUACCCCAGCCCGAGACUGACGAGCAGCGUUGGGGGGUGAAUUUCAUGGAUCAGGCCUACGCCUUUUACGAAAAAAAGAUCAAACCACUAAAGAAAAAAAGGCCAAUCAAGGUUGCUGUUCUCGACACUGGAGUGAAGAAGAAAACGAAUCACUUCCUCGCAGUGCGAUUGGAGGGCGGGACACCAAUCAAGGACCAGAAAUCAUUUAUUGGAGACGACCAGAACGAUACCGACGACGACGAUUGGCAUGGUACACAAGUGGCAGCAUUGGUUGUGGACAUUGCACCACACGUUGACCUUUACAUUGCAAAGGUUAGCAAGGGCCUAGAGGAAUCUGACGAGGGCCAAUUUGCUGAGGCGAUCGAGUGGGCAAUAAAGGAAAAGGUCGACAUCAUCAAUAUUUCCGCCGCAUUACCGGACAAUGUUGAGACCAGGAAAGCUAUCGAUGAAGCAGAAGCGCAAGGCAUCAUCGUCCUCGCCGCGGCUUCCAACAGAGGCGCAAACGAGUCGAGGGUCUUCCCCGCGCGUAUGGACACAGUGCUGGCCAUUCACGCGACGGACGGAAACGGGAAUCCGUGCGGGUUUAACCCCAGCCCCCUGGAGAAAGCUAUGAAUUUCAGCACUUUGGGGACGGCCAUUCGUUCGCCACUCGGGGAUGGUACAUUCGUGCCUUCAGGGACGUCUUUUAGUACGCCUAUUGCUGCCGGCAUGGCAGCAAAUAUCCUGACACUCGUGGAGGAGUAUUUCAAUGAGUCGCACAAUGACGGCAGAACAUGGUACUUGGCACACAGAAGGACAGGAAUGGGUGCGAUCUUCAAAGAGCUUUCUGUUAAUCGACAUAACUACGACUACCUUUGCCCUAUAUUGGUUUCUAAUGCCCAUCGCGUGUUUCAUUGGGGCGCUCUCUGA